AUGAAUACUUCCAUAUCUCCAGAUUCCAAGCCGGCAGUCUCACUGGUGGGCCCUAUCGGGGCUUUUAUGGUGGAGUUGCUGAUCUGGAACGGAUCGCCCUUCAAAGAUCACUGGGCGUACUUUGUUCGGUCGGAUGCGGACCCUGAUAUCGGCGUAAAGAUACACGCGACUGGCAAUGUAAGAAGUGGCUUCGAGUUCGAAAUCAAGCGCAGUGAAAACUUGCGAACAACCGACGACAUUCCUUCGACAAGGGUCCCGCUGCAAUGGGUCGACGCAAGCUACUUUGACGAGAAGGCUAUGCUUAACGACGGAGAAUACAAAAUCGACAUUCGCCUGUCUGUGGCUUCGAGAGGAGUGCUUACCAGAUCAAAGCUCCAGGGAAAAUCCAAACCAGGCAGGAAAGUCAUUCAGAGGGACUGCCAGACAUGGAUUGUCGAGUCUGCUGAUCAACUUCACCGUGAUAAUAUUUUGAGCAAUGGGGUUGCCGCUUACCUUCACGCAAUUAAACAGUGA
Penicillium verrucosum is the source of this 513-nucleotide messenger RNA. RefSeq lists its product as uncharacterized. The record is from RefSeq and is a predicted model, not a curated record. NCBI's taxonomy places the organism in Eukaryota, Fungi, Ascomycota, Eurotiomycetes, Eurotiales, Aspergillaceae. Bases 1 to 513 code for a protein of 170 amino acids. The transcript is spliced from 2 exons.